Molecule: messenger RNA, 4305 nt
Organism: Vollenhovia emeryi
Lineage: Eukaryota; Metazoa; Arthropoda; Insecta; Hymenoptera; Formicidae
Exons: 7
Coding region: 293-2149 (618 amino acids)
Source: RefSeq, a predicted model, not a curated record
ACGUCGUCGCCGCUGUACGCGCGGGGCUAUGGCGCGUGCACGCCGCGUGAAAUGAUAGGCGUGGGACGACGGGGCUCACUGCGUGCCGGCCAAGCGUUUGGGCGAGCGAGCUAACCCAUCGGCGUGCGUCGUUGUGCGUCGGCGACGCGACGAGCGGCGGCGGCCAGACCUCCCGGACACGGGGGCACCCUCCACUGUGCGCCUCGACGGAUUCCUGUUACACGGCCGCCCCCCACCCCGCCGUCCUCCGCGGGAUAGCAGGUGCAUCGCGCUGUACACCACCAGCCGCUCCAUGCUCCCCAUAAAUGCCAUGGCACAGAAAGUGGUACCGGGAUCAGAGUCGGGUUCGAUGAAGCCGCUGACCGGCAGCGGACUGAGCUACGUCACGCUGCAGCCGCCCAGUCAGCCGCUCAGUCUGGUGCAGGACCACAGACCGUCCGUGUAUCAGACGCCGCCGUACAUAGGCGGCAACAUGGAGAAGGAGCCGGAGGCGGAGAAGUUGAUUCCGAACGGCGUCGAGAUCACGAAGGCCGAGGCCGAGCAGGACGUGCCUGUUGUCGCGAAGCAGACCGAGUCCAACAGGAACAACAACCUGAGUCCCGAGACCCCCGCUCCAGAGCAGCCGUGCGAGGUGCAGUCGGAACAGGCGCUAACGUCCUUGAUGGAGUUCCCACUGAGUACUCCGAUAUGCACCCCGGCGCAGAAUAAAGUUGAGGAAAAGAAGAUCCCUGUAAAUAAUGGAUCAAAGGAACCAGACGGCAAAGCUGUUAAUGCUUCUGUACAUAUAAAACAAUCUCCACAUAAGCCAGAAGAGACACAAGCGAAGAACGAAGUCCCAAAGGCAAAACCCACAAAUCAGAGUUUGAAAGUAUCGAGUGAUAAUGCCGCCCCGACAUUAACUAGUGCAUAUAAACCUGACGCGAAAGUCACUACCUCUCCCAAGACGACUAAGCGAAAAUCCAGAGAGCUGAAAGAUUUGAAGGCAGCGUCCGCUACGAUCGCUGACGGCGCGAGCAAACCCAAGAGAAACCGGAUUCAAACACAGCCCUAUCAGAGCCCGUUGCCGGAGAUCGCUUUACUGGUCAAAAAUCUCAACAAGACUCCUGGUUCUAAAGCCCCUGACGACAAACUCAUCGUGUUCUACAAAAACGAAUUUUUGGCUGUGAGGAAUGCAGAGGGAAGCUUCUAUGUCUGCCAAGCGAUGCAAAACAUCUACAAAUCGAGCAGACGCAUCCGCAUACGUUGGCUGUCUCAAGACAAAACCAAUGGUGAAUUCUAUUCACCUGAUUUCUAUGACACCAUAGACUUUGAUUGUAUAUUAACGAAUCUGAACCUGAGCAAGGUCGACAAGCAUAAAUUCUGGUUAACCAGAAUAGAGCUGCUGCGUACAGAAAAUAUUCUGAAGCGGGCAAUCGACGUCGAGGCUGGUGUCUCUGAAAAACCUCGAGUUACAGAAGAACAUCCCGAUGGAUUGGACCUGUCGCUUUAUAAAGACGAGUCGCAGCUCAAGAGAAGAAAAGGCCUGCAAAGUGAGAAGUCGAAUCGUAAAAAGUCCAAGCGAGCCACGAGUUCUACGGAUGACGACGCGGACGAGGAAGAAUCGGACCGGAAUCGGAAAGCAUCCAAAGUGAGUCGCGCGAAGAAACGAUCGGUCAAGGCACUGGCGAUCGCCAAGUCUGUCGCGAAGGGCAGCAGCAGGGCAGAGAGAGCGCUAAACAGAAGCACGAAAUCCGGCAAUAGUCUAGACAACGAUCUUGUUACUACUACUGUUACUGCUGCUGCUGCAGCUAUCACCACAUCUAUCGUGACUACCGCUACAACUGCUACAGCAGUUGCUGCUUCUGCUGGUGCUUCUGCAACUGCUGCUACCGCCACGACCACAACUACUGUCAAUCCCGCCACCGUUUCCGCGGUAGCGGAUACCAAAAAUAAUGUAGACAUGAAGAAGUUGGAUUUAAAGAAGAACGGCAAGCAGCAAAGUAAUAACGGCACCAGAGGAGUUCCAAGAACAAAACCCGGAGGUUCUGCUCAAGCCACACAGCAAUCGAGUAAAAUAGCAGGACGUCCGAAGCGUGUGGCCGCAACCACCGGUGUUGUUUCGACUGAGGAAGCACCUUCUCCAAGGAAGAAGCCGCGCGGUCGGGCAUAAAAUUAACUUAAGCGUUGCUUUUUUUAUGCUACAGUUACAGCCGAGUCUGUAUCGUAGGCAAUAUGUACGUGUGGUACACCUCUGGAAAUUGCAAUGAAUUUGUUAUGUAAUAUAUACAUGUAAUAUGUAUGGAUCUCAAGAUAAAUGUAUCAUGUGCUGCGAUAAUAUUAUAGUCCAAUGAUACGGGAUCAACGACUUGUGUCUCUGAUUCGUCAAGUCGCAUUUGAAAAAAAAAAGAAAAGUAAAAGAUAAAAGAUAAGAAAAAGAGACUCGGAGAUUUAUGCGAGCGAUAUUGUGAUAUCAUACAAAAUUUGUACAUAUCGUCUACGUCUCAGACUCCUUCAGGGGAAGAAAGUCACGGAAUGUGUGGGAACGGUACCUUGAGUUGAGUAAUAACUAAUCUACAGGGUGUCACAUACUAAUGCACUCUUGCAAUAGUCUAUUUUUGAUGUUGUGAGUGAACCGUACGUGAUUCAGUUAAUUUUAAUGUACACUUUCCAUUGGAUAUGAUAUAUACUAUGUACAAAUACACAUGUCUGGAAGAGGUAGGAGUUAUAUGUAUUCUGUAAAACAGAGACAAAGAGAGAAAGAGAGAGAGAGAGAGAGAGUAAGAUACAAAGAAAUGAAAAAAUAGUGUCGAUAAAGAAAACGAGAACAAUCCCGAGUAUUACCGAUCCCCCGAGUUAAUCCUCGGUCAACUGAUCGGUAAAGGAUUUUGAAGUACAAUACAUUACUGUACAUUAUGCUGAAUCCUUGCUGUUAAAAAAAAUCUAGCACAUAUAAAAAUGGUCCAGCGCCUAUAUAAAGACAAGCAGAGUAAAGAAGUGCCCUGAAUUGUCUCCUUGUCAAUCCAAGGGAUUCGCGAGAGACUCGCGAGCGGAAAGUAGCACGUUGCUUAUAGUUUGUUUUUUCAAUUUUCACUUGCGACGGCCCGUUAUAAAAUCGCAGGGUUCGUAAUAAAAUCAGAGAUCGAGAGAUUGAGUGGGAGAGAAAGAGAGAGAGCAAGAGAGUGGUGCCACAUGAUUAUGAUUUUAGUUACGUAGACAUAAUCUUUAAAAGAAGAACGAAAGAAACAAUACUUAUUUAGAGCGCUAAGUUUUGAAGUUUAAUUGUAUAAAUCUUGAUUUACAUACGCGUUAAUUUUAAUCUCUCCCUUUUUUUUUCAUCGAGGGUGACAGAAUGACAAAUGAUUAAAGUGUAUAUUUAAUGUCAUAUGCUAGACAAUUAUGAUUUAUAUAUGUCACCAAAUUUAUAUAGAUUUACAUAUAUUUUAAUAUAGCGCAUAUUUUAUAUUCUGAACGUUUGUUGCGAGGAACGCAAGCUUGUGUCAGUGUAUUUCUUUUUCCCCCCGUGGAAAAACCGUUAAGGAAGUGUAUCGUUUGAUCGUGUAACGUGUAAUGAGACAUUGUAUGUUUCUCUUUUUAUACACUAUGACAGUAGCGGUACGAGGAUCUUGCGAAGCAGAGAUAGAUUAUUUAUAAUGUUGUGAGAGGUCGGCAGCUUCGAGCGUCAACGGGGAAUAACCCUGUACGUCGUCCACUGCGAGGAUGAAUUUCUUUGAUUAGGAUUCCGUGUAUCGGGACAUGUGUAAACGCAUUUUAUACAACAAGAGACCGUUAAAGUACCGUCGUUCUCCCGCUUGAUUUCGCCCGGACGUAAAGCGUGUACAUAAAGCGAUUAGAUAAUCAAAAUUGUGCAUACGAGUGUUGACCACCGAGGGGCCCUUCCUUCGCUGGCGUUCCGAGUGAAAUUAGGGCGAUCACCAUUGCAAUUCGCUUAGCACGUAUCACACGGCACCCGCUUUUCAUUUAGCACAUUACGCAAUUCUCUCGAUAAUCGCUUAUUGUUUCUCGAUGACCCAUGAGCGCUUAUACGUUGAGUGCGAACACGCGAGACGCCGUUUAUAAGAAAAGGAAAGAACAGGCAUAUCGACCUCUGCUCGAAAAAAAAGAUGAUGAAGAUAGAAUACGAUAUAAUUAUAACUAAAUGGUUAAGGUGGAAUUUUUAAUUCUCGAGAUGGGACACGCAUACACGAGUAAGAUAUCAAUCCUGUCAUACUUGGUCCAUUGCACAUUGUAUUGGAGAAAUAUACGCAUACAAGGCAUACUGUAUAAAUUUAAGUAAAGAAUUCUAAUAACAAUACACACACACACGCA